Diabrotica balteata is the source of this 1470-nucleotide messenger RNA. NCBI's taxonomy places the organism in Eukaryota, Metazoa, Arthropoda, Insecta, Coleoptera, Chrysomelidae. The record is from the annotation of a GenBank genome assembly.
AUGAUGAAACGUAGAUGGUCGGGUGUGCAAGCCAUAAGAGUACCAUCUUCGGAAGAAAGUAGCUCAGAAGUUACCUCAUCAACGUUAGUAAUGUCUCCUGCAAACUCCCUAGCGUCUACAGACAUUGGCGAUGUCGAUCUCGAAUUUUUCGAUCUGGAUCUGAAUCAUCAAGGACACAGGAAUCUCAUUUUACAGAACGGGUACGGGAUUGCAAUCGCUGGACAUACGCUGGCUAAAAGUGAUACGAGUUCGAUGUCAGGUCGUGAAGAUCUUUCUCCACCAAACAGUCUAAACGGAUACAGUGCUGACAGUUGUGAUUCCAAAAAGAAGAAAGGACCAACACCGAGGCAACAAGAAGAAUUGUGUCUGGUAUGCGGCGAUAGAGCAUCAGGAUAUCAUUACAAUGCACUUACAUGCGAAGGAUGUAAAGGUUUCUUUAGGAGAAGUAUUACUAAAAAUGCGGUAUAUCAAUGUAAAUAUGGCAACCAUUGUGAGAUUGAUAUGUACAUGAGGCGGAAAUGUCAGGAAUGUCGUCUGAAAAAAUGUUUGAGUGUUGGAAUGCGGCCAGAAUGCGUGGUACCCGAAGUGCAAUGUGCAGUAAAGCGAAAAGAAAAGAAGGCUCAAAAGGAAAAGGACAAACCGAACAGUACUACAAAUGGAUCUCCAGAAAUGAUCAAAAUGGAACCAGAGAUCCUCUUAUUUCAGCUCUCGGAUUCGGAAAAAGGAGGCACACCGAAUGGAUUCGUCAAAGCGAUUUCUCCCGAACAAGAGGAACUCAUACAUCGACUCGUGUACUUCCAAAACGAAUACGAACACCCGUCAGAAGAAGACGUCAAACGAAUUAAUGCACCGAUGGAAGGAGAAGACCAGUGUGAUGUUCGGUUUAGACAUAUAACAGAAAUUACGAUAUUGACUGUACAACUUAUAGUAGAAUUUGCUAAAAGGUUACCAGGGUUCGACAAGCUUUUACGGGAAGACCAGAUAUCGCUAUUGAAGGCUUGUUCAAGUGAAGUAAUGAUGUUCAGGAUGGCAAGGCGAUAUGAUUACCAGACCGAUUCCAUUUUAUUUGUCAACAAUCAACCAUAUUCCAGAGACAGUUACAACCUCGCUGGCAUGGGAGAAACUAUUGAAGAUCUGUUACAUUUCUGUAGGACCAUGUACUCCAUGCAAGUCGACAAUGCUGAGUACGCGCUACUCACAGCCAUCGUCAUAUUUUCUGAACGACCAGAUCUAAUUGAAGGUUGGAAAGUGGAGAAAAUCCAGGAAAUAUACCUAGAAGCCCUACGGGCAUACGUAGACAACAGGAGGAAGCCAAAACCAGGCACGGUAUUCGCGAAACUCUUAUCAGUGUUGACAGAGCUGAGGACUUUGGGAAACCAAAACUCGAAAAUGUGCUUCAGCUUGAAACUAAAAAACAAAAAGUUACCCCCGUUCUUAGCAGAAAUUUGGGACGUCGACCUGAAGACAUAG